Talaromyces proteolyticus is the source of this 2769-nucleotide messenger RNA. RefSeq names its product putative alpha,alpha-trehalose phosphate synthase subunit TPS3. Lineage: Eukaryota; Fungi; Ascomycota; Eurotiomycetes; Eurotiales; Trichocomaceae. Gene Ontology annotation, cellular component: alpha,alpha-trehalose-phosphate synthase complex (UDP-forming); cytosol. Gene Ontology annotation, molecular function: catalytic activity. The transcript is spliced from 4 exons. The record is from RefSeq and is a predicted model, not a curated record. Bases 1 to 2769 code for a protein of 922 amino acids. Gene Ontology annotation, biological process: trehalose biosynthetic process.
AUGACGGUUUUCAUUGCUUCAUUGUUCCUACCAUACACUAUCAACUUCCGCCUCGCCAAAUCACCAGGAUCGCCGUCCUCCACUCCCAAAUCGCGGUCACAGCGAGGAUCCCCGCCUCGCAAUGGAAACACGGCAGCUGCGAGCCUGUUUCACAAGCGUGAGAAUGACUCAAUGGAGAAAGGCUUGCGAUCGGGCGAGGCUACGGACCACGAACGCUUCUUCGCGCCAGGUGGAAAAGCGGAUGCACAAAACGCCUAUUUUUCAGAGGUGGACGUGCGUGCGCGUCUGAGUACUCUGUCACAAAGCGAACCUCAUUCUCCUGCUUGGGGCUCAACCCAGACCUUCACUCAGCCGAGGCUGAAGAAUAUCCCGCUUCCCUCUCCCUCGAUCUUGAAGCACCAAGAGCCUGUCGCAAACCGCGAAACCGAGAAGCCAGCUACAGGGCUUGAAACGCUGAAGGAAGAGGAACGAAAACAGACCCCGAGCCAUCGCGGCUCGCAUCGUGGUUCUUUUUCAUUCUCUGAUGCGGACUGGUCUAUUGAGCCUGCGGAGCAAGGAAACGGUGGACUACGGAACGCAAUUCGUUCAGCGAGUGGUACUACGUUGGACGAACCUGUAUGGGUUGGCACUCUCGGUAUGCCGACGGACGCGCUCAAUCAACACAUCAAAUCCGAGCUUUCUGAAACAUUGGAAGAUGAAUAUCAAUCGUUGCCCGUCUUCGUGAAUGACAGCGAUUUCGAUGGCCAUUACACUCACUUUUGCAAAACCAUCUUAUGGCCGGUGUUCCAUUACCAGAUUCCAGACAACCCCAAAAGCAAAGCCUACGAAGAUCAUUCCUGGAUUUAUUACGUCAAACUCAAUGAAGCUUUCGCGCAGUGCAUUGCUAAGAACUGGAAGCGUGGCGACGCCAUCUGGGUUCAUGACUAUCACCUCCUUCUAGUACCAGCAAUGUUGCGUAAAUUAUUGCCUGAUGCACAGAUCGGCUUUUUCCUGCACGUGGCAUUUCCAUCUUCUGAGGUUUUCAGGUGUCUGGCACCGCGGAAAGAGCUUCUAGAGGGUGUUCUUGGUGCAGAUCUCAUUGGCUUUCAGAUCGAAGAAUAUUGCCGACAUUUUCUACAAACAUGCAGUCGCCUGUUGUGUGUCGAAGCCCGCAAUGAUGGCGUCCAACUAGAAGACCGCUUUGUUAACGUGGAAAAGUUUCCCAUUGGGAUCGACCCUAAAUCUUGGGAUCUCAGACGCCAAAGCUCUGAUGUGGAUCACUGGAUUAAGAUCAUUGCAAAUAGGUACCAGGGCAAGCACCUGAUUGUCUCCCGGGACAAACUCGAUUCGAUUAGAGGUGUUAGGCAGAAACUUCUCAGUUACGAGCUCUUUCUUAAUACCUAUCCCGAGUUCUGCGAUAAGGUUGUGCUCAUUCAAGUUGCAUCAUCAACGAAUGAACAGAUGGAACUGGAAACGACUAUUUCGGACAUCGCAAUGCGCAUUAAUUCAACUCACUCGACACUAGCCCAUCAGCCCUUGGUGUUCCUCAAACAAGACCUUAGUUUUGCGCAGUACCUAGCUCUUAUCACGGUCGCUGAUGCACUUAUGGUAACCAGUCUUCGUGAGGGGAUGAAUCUCACAAGCCAUGAAUUUGUCUACUGUCAGGAUGGAAAGUAUGGACCAAAGGCUCACGGUUCUUUGAUUCUUAGCGAGUUCACAGGAAGUGCCUCGAUAUUUGAUGGGCACGCACUUCUAGUUAAUCCAUGGGAUUAUCGCCAAUGCGCGGAAGCCAUUCAUACGGCAUUAACAAUGAGCGACUCGGAACGAGAAAUCAUGUGGCGCAAACUGUAUGAUGCAGUAUUACGAAACUCUACUACUAACUGGGUUAAAUCGUUCCGAGAUACCUUGUUCAAGGUCUGGAAUGAACACUCGUCGAGGGAAACCAUUGCUGUCCCGCGACUAUCUGUCCCACGCUUGGAGCAGGCUUAUCAACGCUCCAAUAGACGGCUUCUUUUCCUUGACUAUGAAGGCACUUUGGCAUCAUGGGGCUCUCCGAGCAGCAUAAUUCUUACAACUCCUCAACGAGCACUAGUCACUCUCACUGAUUUGCUUGAGGAUCCAAAAAAUAUUGUUUAUGUAAUGAGUUCUAGGCGGCCAGAAGAGUUGGAACGACUUUUCCGUCAGGUUUCCGGUCUUGGUCUUAUAGCUGAAAAUGGAUGCUUCGUUCGGGAGCCAUCAAAGGAUAGUUGGAUCACACUCAACCAGGGGAACGACAUUAAAGAGUGGAAGGCUGGAAUUAAAGGGAUCCUCAACUACUUCCGUGAAAGAACCGAGGGAAGUUGGAUUGAGGAACUCCAUUGUUCUCUUGUAUUCCACUACGGUGCUGCUGAAGACAAGGUUGCAGCAGCUCGCCAAGCCUCUGAAUGUGCAGAUCAUAUCAGCGAUGCAUGUGCGAAUCAGCGCGUGCAUGUUAUUCCAGUCGAUGGUGCCGUAAUCAUUCAAUCGAGUGAUACAAACAAGGCGAAUGCAGCAGAGCUUGUCUGGCGUUAUUGUAUUGAACGUGGUAAGAGGGAUGGUAUAGAUGGUCGCCCCGACUUUCUAUUUGUCGUGGGCGAUGGCCGCGAGGAUGAGGUCGUGUUCCACUGGGCAAAUAAACUGGCCGAUGCCAAAGCUGUCGAACACGCUAUUACAGUAACACUGGGCUCACGAAGCACUGAGGCGAGAGCUACUUUGAAUCAGGGUGUCACUGGGGUUCUAUCUUGCCUUCAACGGCUUGCCACGCAAAACUAG